AGAUCUUACUAAAUUAUUUGAAAAUUCGUUCAGUAUAUAUUAACUUUAUGAGACUGAUUUUUGUAGUAUUCAAAUCAAAGAUUGAAUAUUAACCAAAUUUUACGUUCUGUUAUCUCACGCUGAUAAAUAUCAUCUUCAAAUACAAUAAAAUAUGUUGACGGUUGGAAUUAAUGGAUUUGGAAGAAUUGGAAGAAUGUGUUUACGUGUGUGCCUUGAGCAAGAUAUUCAAGUAAAUUUAAUCAACGACCCAUUCAUUUCAACGGAUUAUAUGCUGUACCUAUUCAAAUACGAUUCAACUCAUGGCACUUACCCAACAUCAAUGGAAUGUGAAAAAUCAACAAUCAUCAUUGGAAAUAAUAGAAUAGCUACUUCACAAGAAAAAGAUCCUCUGCAAAUAAAAUGGAAAAAUUUUAAUGUCAAUUUUGUUAUUGAAUCCACUGGAGUGUUUACAACCUUACACAAAGCCUCAAUGCAUAUUGAUGCAGGCGCAAGAAGAGUUGUAAUAACGGCUCCUUCAAUAGAUUCUCCAAUGAUAGUUUACGGAGUUAAUCAUUAUUGUUAUGAUCCAAAGCAUAGCAGUAUCAUUUCAACAGCUUCUUGCACUACUAAUUGUGCUGCUCCAAUUAUCAAGGUGAUGGAUGAAAACUUCGAAGUAUUAGAAGUAAUGAUUACAAGCAUUCAUGCCACCACAGCUACCCAGAAAACAGUGGAUGGCCCAACUGGACAGUUGUGGCGAGAUGGCAGAGGAUGUCUUCAGAAUAUUAUUCCAACAUCGACUGGUGCUGCCAAAUGUCUGUCUAAAGUGAUUCCAUCUCUGAGAGAUAAAGUUUCUGCGAUUGCAUUUAAAGUUCCAGUUGCUAAUGUUUCAUUAUGUGAUAUGACAUUCAGAAUUAAUAAACCAGCAAGCUAUGAAGAAAUCAAAACAGCAAUGAAACUAGCAUCAGCAAACGAACUCCAAGGAAUACUUCAUUACACUGAAGAUGACGUUGUAUCAUCAGAUUUCAAUCAUACAAAAUAUUCUUGUAUAUUUGAUGUAAAAGCUGGUAUUCCUCAAACAGGCACUUUUAUAAAAAUUGUUGCUUGGUAUGAUAAUGAAUAUGGAUACGCAAACAGAAUUAUUGAUUUAAUCAAGUUUAUGUAUGAUGUAGACAUGGGAAAAAGCUGCCCACCUCUUGAAGAUUUGAUUUAAAAAAAUAAAAUAUGAUAUAUUAUGAUAAUUAAAUAAAUAAUGUGGGAUUCAAAAGUCCAUAAAAAAUAUUUUGACUCAGCAUUUUUAAAAAUUUUCUGCUAUAUUAAUUAAAAUUAUAGGCUCAUAGUACUAGAAUCUCAAGUAAAUUUAUAAUUGACUGAUUUAGAGAAAAUAAUGUACAAUGAUUUUGUAAAAAAUUACAAUUUAGUAGAGAUGGAAAUUUCUUUAAAGUGACAUGUUAAGUGCAGAAUUAAAUAAUCAUCAAAUUCACUUUUAAAAAUACAGAGGUAAUCGUUGAAGUUCUGACAAGUGUUUGAUUUAUACCAAUGUUUAACCAUGACUUUGAGA
This is a messenger RNA of Chelonus insularis, 1537 nucleotides long. RefSeq names its product glyceraldehyde-3-phosphate dehydrogenase-like. Gene Ontology annotation, biological process: glucose metabolic process. The transcript has 6 exons. The record is from RefSeq and is a predicted model, not a curated record. Gene Ontology annotation, molecular function: oxidoreductase activity, acting on the aldehyde or oxo group of donors, NAD or NADP as acceptor; NADP binding; NAD binding. Bases 152 to 1189 code for a protein of 345 amino acids. NCBI's taxonomy places the organism in Eukaryota, Metazoa, Arthropoda, Insecta, Hymenoptera, Braconidae.